Molecule: messenger RNA, 3113 nt
Organism: Aedes aegypti (yellow fever mosquito)
Lineage: Eukaryota; Metazoa; Arthropoda; Insecta; Diptera; Culicidae
Exons: 9
Coding region: 106-2853 (915 amino acids)
Source: RefSeq, a predicted model, not a curated record
UCUCGUGUUCACACUUUCCUUCACAUCAAUGAAUCCAAUUGGAAUUGGAACGACAGUUACCGAGCGCAAAAACAUUGUUCGAAUAUAAUUUAUGAUUGGCUGGGAAUGGCUUCGAAACUGAUAAGUUCUUUGAUGGAGGGAGAGCAAUCGGUGGAGGAACUUUACGGAACCUGGAGAACGGGUUACCGUUCCGACACCGAUCAGGGGACCUUGGAAAUUCUGCAGUUGGCACUGGAUUUGACCGGGUACUGCUACGAGCUACAGCUGGAGGAUGUGGGAAACACUGCUAACUUACGGGAAUUUGUUCGCUUGAAGCUGGUCAAAUCGGCCUACCACGAGACGGGAGUGUUCAGUAAGAUGACAACCCACAAGCGAAUCUUCCAGCUGCUGGAGCUCAUGAUCGCCCGAAACCACCGGGAACUUCUGUUGGACAAUAUCUGGCUAAACUACCUGGUCCGGAUGCUGAUCGCAUUCUGCGAAUCAAACGAAGACGAGUGCAAAAUGGUCGGCGGUUACCUGAGCACCUUGGUACUGGUCAAUAUGACCUAUGUGCGAAGUCAAUUGGACAACCGCAGACCAUCGGAAGAUGAUGAUUCCUCCUCAGUCGGAGAUUCGGAACAGCACCAGCGCUAUGUGCAGAAAGUGUCCCGCAUGAUGCUGCGGAACGUGGAGGGCAGCUGCGGUUACAACAUCACCCUACCGCUCAUCAGCGAACUGGUCUGUCGAAUGUUGGAAACCUAUCCGAAGGAAUGCAUCGUCGAGAACUGCAUGCUGGACGUAUUGACCACCUUUCUGCAGCACCGGCACUGUAAAAUGUUCCAAACCGUGGCCGUCUGUUUGCGCAAUCUGCUGAAUACGGAUGUUCAGGAGAUCGAAGUUGCCGAUCGGGUUGCCAAGUACUUCUUGGGGUCGCCCGAGAAACGGUUCACCCAGUCCAUGUUCACGUACAAAUCGAGCGAGAAGGUGUGCAUGGAGGUGAUCGUGUCGAUUCAGAGACAAAACUACGGCAAGGCAGUGUUCGACGAGGCCGUCGUGGAGAAAUUGCGCCAGCAGAUGUUUCACUCCGACGAAGUGAUCCGCGGAUACGCCAUAGAUUUUCACGUGGGUACCUUGUGCAGCCCGGACGAAACCGAUAAUGGCAAGAAUUUGGAAAUUCUACAACACAUCCUAAAGCUGUACGUCCGCUACGAGCACCGUACCGAGUCUUUGAGCACCCUGAUCGCCGACCUUUGGCAGCUGGAAUUCUUCGACGACUGGCAAAUGGUGUUCAACUUGCUGGACGAAGAAUCUACACGCCAGGAUAACCACUUCAUGAUGUACUCCGUGGUGCACGUGAUUAAUCAGUGUUUCGCACUGCUGAUGAAAGAUUUGGAGCAGCCGACUAGCCCGCACUCGCGAUUGUUGGGAUUGCUCAAGGAUUUCAUGCAGGGUUAUCCAACGAUGUUGCAAAAAUGUACCAGCUAUGAACAUGCGUACAUGAUGCUACUGCAAUCGGCGGAAGCCUCGUUCCACGAACGGAUCAAACAGUACAAGGUGAACAUUGACCAGUACUACGAAGAUCUUUUUGCUGUGCUGGAAGAAGUGGCCCACUCGGGUCGCAAUUUCUACGUGCUGAACAAGAACCUCGCGGUCAUUCGUGGCUACUGGAACAUCAUCAUGGACGUCGAGCAGAUGUGGUCCGAACUGCUGCAGCAUUAUACCGAUGAACUGUAUGAAACCAGAACCAAGAUCAACAGUCGUAACAUUGGAAAAUGUCGCGAGUUGACCGAACAAUACUGCGACUGCAUCACCCGGUUGACCGCCUUCCUGGAGCUGGACCUCGACAUCAAGGGACACCUGUCCAGUUUAAGGAACAUCGUCUUCAACGAUUGCCGUCUCUUGGAGAAAAUGCAACUGACCAGCGAGCAAACGAGCAUUUUCUACCGUUUGUACAAGUGCCUGUUCCAGAUCAUAGUCAAAGCCUUGCAUGCCGAACUUCCGGGGAAUCGUUCGCUGGAUGCGAUCGAUGCCACUCCCCGCAAAACCAGGCAGCACUUGAACAAGCGGGUGCUGGAAUUGCUUCGUGUAUUGAUCAAACAGUUGCAGAAGUACGACGAAUCGCUCGACACCAGCGUGCACACGUUUUUCAGCCUUUGCGAUAUGCUGCUCCUGACGCAAGAAGCCACAGCCGAUCUCGGUAUAGUCGAACUGGAAUUCAUCACUUAUACCGUCGAACCGACGCUGCUUCAUCGGAUGGUGAAAUUUCUGCUGAACUAUCUCUUCUCCAAAAAGUACGAUUGGCACGAAGCUCCGGUUCUGAAGCAGAAGCAAAUGCUGACCAAGUAUGCGCAACUUUACGAUCUACACAAGUCGCUUCCGCGCAUCACCGACGCGCACUACAUUGUGGUGAACUUCGCGAUCGACACCGUCUUCGACAAACAGCUGAAAGAUCUGAUGAAGAUCCUGCACCGGGCUGAUCCAGCGCAGUUCUGCGAGGUCAUUGCCCAGGCCGCUUUCCAGCUGCUGCAAGGAUACAAAUCGGAAGCCAGUGUGAAGAGUUUCUUCAAAAAAUUCCAAUCGUUCGCCCUGGCAAGACUGACCACCGACAACAAAGAGGAGUACUACACGGUGAUGGCCAAAGUGGUGGAGAAGAUUCUGAACAAUCUGAUGCACAUCUUGUCCGAUCCGGAACCGACGGUGGAAGCGAAGCGUAUGUUCAAGCUGGUCGAACCACUUUUGCCCGACGUUCCCAUCGAAGAGCGACUGGCACUGGAGCAUCUCAUCAUGCGGCACCCGGAGUACGAUCGGUUGAGUGAUGCAAACCGCAGAGCGGUUGAUCGUUUCGUCAAGCAUUUGAAGCCCCAGGGAGAAUGAAACCGAGAAGGGUCGGUUUUGAAAUGACAAUAUUUUUUUAUCUGGACUGGAAUCCGAUUUUCUUUUUUCUUUAGUUUUCAAAACUUAUUGAUCUGAUUUCAACAUGAAUGUACGAAAUAGACCAUACAGGUAAGUGACUUUAAAUAUUAUAUUUUUGUCUUGAUUUUUAUACUGAAAAUUCGUAUCGUUGAAUUAACCUACCACGAAUUGCAGUGUUAUUCGUUCUAUUUUGGAAACACAAAUACAAUUUGUAAGCACUU